GGGAGCCGGAGAGUAGCAGAUGACAUGGAGAGAGGUGUGUCUAAGUCUUGAUGUGGAGGUUGAGUCUACUGAAUUCGAGCUGUGCUCUGCUCAUUUGGUGCUGAGAACAACUGAAUUUCUACAUGAUAAAAAAAUGAACCCUGGCCAGAGAGGCACAUCUGUAUCAGCUCAACUUCUAAUCUUAUAAUCUGGCGUGGAUCUGCAAUCACAAACAGAGGAUUUUUUAAAUCAUCUUUGUAACCCUAGUGAAGUAAAAGGGAGCCGCGAAACUGCUGUCCACGUGGACUGGUGCUGAAAUUUCUCGUCUGGGUACCAGGCACUGCCAUUCCAAGCCACGAGACAUGGCAACAAAUGGAACUAAAGUUGCAGAUGGACAAAUUUCUACUGAGGUCAGUGAGGCCCCAAUCACAAAUGAUAAGCCCAAGACCUUGGUUGUCAAGGUACAGAAGAAGAGAACAGAAGAUGUGGAAAGAGAUACAUGGAAAGGAAGAUUUGAUUUCCUUAUGUCCUGUGUGGGUUAUGCAAUUGGUUUAGGAAAUGUGUGGAGAUUCCCGUAUCUGUGUGGAAAGAAUGGAGGAGGGGCAUUCCUUAUCCCAUACUUCUUAACUCUGAUUUUUGCGGGGGUUCCGCUCUUCCUCUUGGAGUGUGCUUUGGGACAAUAUACAUCUAUUGGUGGUCUUGGAGUUUGGAGGCUUGCACCAAUGUUUAAAGGUGUUGGACUUGCUGCUGCUGUUCUGUCUUUCUGGUUAAAUAUUUACUACAUUGUUAUCAUAGCCUGGGCUAUAUAUUAUCUAUAUAACUCAUUUACAACUUCUUUACCUUGGAAACAUUGUGACAACGCAUGGAACACGGAACGCUGCUUCUCCAAUUAUUCUAUAGCAAACACGACAAACAUGACCAGCGCUGUGGUUGAAUUUUGGGAACGUAACAUGCAUCAAAUGACAGAUGGUUUGGAGAAGCCAGGCCAAAUCAGAUGGCCACUUGCAAUCACAUUGGCUAUUGCAUGGGUGCUGGUUUACUUCUGCAUCUGGAAAGGGGUUGGCUGGACAGGAAAGGUAGUCUACUUUUCCGCCACGUACCCCUACAUCAUGUUGGUCAUCUUGUUUUUCCGAGGUGUCACCCUCCCUGGAGCAGUGGAUGGAAUUUUAUUUUACAUCACUCCAAAUUUUAGUAAACUCUCAGAUUCAGAGGUGUGGCUGGAUGCCGCUACUCAGAUCUUUUUUUCCUAUGGUUUGGGACUCGGGUCCUUAAUUGCCCUUGGAAGUUACAAUCCAUUCCACAACAAUGUUUACAGAGACUCAAUCAUUGUCUGCUGCAUCAAUUCUGGCACAAGUAUGUUUGCGGGUUUUGUCAUCUUUUCCAUUGUUGGAUUCAUGGCACACGUGACUAAAAGAUCAAUAGCACAAGUUGCAGCCUCAGGUCCCGGACUGGCAUUUUUAGCUUAUCCAGAAGCAGUUACCCAAUUGCCCGUUUCUCCUCUCUGGGCUAUUCUCUUUUUCUCCAUGUUGCUGAUGCUUGGAAUUGACAGCCAGUUCUGUACGGUUGAAGGGUUUAUAACAGCUCUUGUGGAUGAAUUUCCAAAACUCCUACGCACCCGAAGAGAAAUAUUUAUUGCGAUUGUGUGCGUUAUUUCUUAUCUCAUUGGAUUGUCCAACAUAACUCAGGGAGGAAUUUAUGUCUUCAAACUGUUUGAUUAUUAUUCAGCCAGUGGAAUGAGUCUUCUUUUCCUUGUAUUCUUUGAGUGCAUCUCAAUAUCAUGGUGUUAUGGUGUUAACAGAUUUUAUGACAACAUAGAAGAAAUGUGUGGUCAAAGACCUUGUCUUUGGUGGAAACUCUGUUGGUCAUUCUUUACACCCAUCAUUGUAGCGGGAGUGUUCAUUUUCAGUGCUGUCCAAAUGACUCCACUUACCAUGGGCAGCUAUGUUUUCCCAUCUUGGGGACAAGGAGUUGGCUGGUUCAUGGCCUUGUCUUCAAUGGUGCUGAUUCCCGGAUACAUGGUAUAUUUGUUCCUGUCUCUUAAAGGGUCUUUAAAACAGCGUCUACAGGUCAUGAUUCAGCCAACUGAUGAUGUUGUUCACAAUGAAAAUGGGCCCGAACAGUUGUCGAAGAGUAACUCUGCCAACAGGGAAGCCUAUAUAUAAAUACACUGUACUAAGGAAGUGCAGAUGUCAUGAUUUUCUAAAUACAAAAUGGUUGACAUGACCACAUAAUUACAUCUGGAAUAAAGAAUUUACCUACCUCCAGUGGCAAAAAAAAAAAGGGGACCAUCACCAGUAGAGCACAAGGAAAAUCAACUUGGUUAUUUUCUUACUGUUUUGUGGAAUACCAUGAAUGGUUUGCGUGUUCAGGCAAUUCAGACUGUUAACGUUUUUAUCUUUACUGCAAAGGUUGAAUUUGUAAACCUAAAAAAAAACACCAUUUUUAAAGCUAUACUUGGCUACGAAAAUCUGAGGUUUUGUGUGAUUGAUUUUUAAUUCUGAAACCUUUCUUCGAGGCAGCUCCCAAGACUUUGACUAAAAUCCAUAAAACGCUUAUUAUCUCUUUUUUUUUUUACUCAGCGUUUUUACAGCACAAGGGUAGAUAGCACAAAUGUUUGAAGGAUUUUCAUUUUUCAAUUAUUGUAGAAAAUUGUCUAUUAUUUUUUUAUGAAAAGUUUUCUUGAAGAGAUUUAUUGAUUUUUUUUUUCUUACUGAGGAAAUGAAAGCACAAAUUAAGUUCAAGGGACCAAAUUUACAUAUACAUUUAUUACAGAGAUAUUAACAUAAAUGUUUAAGAAAAUACAAUUUAUAAGCCAAAUACCAGCCUUUUCGUAAAAAAGUUAAUUAUACAAUCCAUUGUACUCUUUAGUAAGAAAUAAUUUAAAAAAUUUAAACAAUCAACUGUUGAUUAGAUUUAAUGCAUGUUAAGGUUUUAAAUAGUUAAUGCUUCAUUUUUUCUAGAAUAAAGGGUAUUCACUUAAACUGUUUAAAAAUAUAGUAAAAUAUGUUAUAAAAAAAAAUGUGUUAGGGAAAAAGGACAGAUACAUAAACCCUUAUGCCACGCAACACCCCUGGUUGGAUUUACUGCACCUUUUAAUUGGUAUAAUAAUAAAACAAAGGGUAAGAAACAAAUACUUGUUGCCUGACUGCAUUUGGCAUUUGCAUUUGGUCUAUUUUAGGCACAACAAAAAAACGCCUACAUUGGUGAUAGAUGACUGUGUUGCACAAUGAGCUUUCUCUUUAGCAAAGUCUUGUGCUUUUUAAAAAUGUUCUAUAGCACAUACUUUAGAACUAUUAUGUGAUAAUGUUUCUCGUGGAUGUUAGUUGGGUUUGUCAUUUUUGUCCAAAGAGUGAAAAAAAAUUAUCUAUAUAUGUUAUUGCAAUAAAUUAAUAUUCUAAGAAUGUCAAGCACAUUUAUUGUAGAAAAUAUAUACAAAUAUUUUAACGGUAUUUGUACAACAGUAUUGUUUCGUAGAUCCUAAAAUGUCUCAUAUCAAAUGUAACAUAUUCAAAAUUAUAAUGAUGUAUGUCUGUAGUGCAACCAGGCAAAACGUCUUGUUGUAACUUUAUUUUGUAUACAAUGUCUCCUAUCAUUCUUUGUGACGUUCAUGCAGUAUCGGAGCCAAUGAGCCAUUGGCGUCUGACAGCUGCUGACUUAAUAUAUGUAAUACAGUCUGUUGUUCAAAAAAUUUAUGCAGUAUUUAAAUGUUUGAUUGUAUACAGUACAUACAUACAAAACUGACAGAUAUGCUUUGUAGCAUUCUUAUAUACAAAAUAUCUACUUUAGCAGAAUAGUGAUGUAGGAACUACUGUGUUUCAAUUGUGAAUAACUGUAUCUUUUUGUAGUAUCUUCCCUAAUAAAACUAUAUUCUAUCAUCCAAUAAGCUUACCCGCAAUAAGAUAUUAAGUCAUGAAUCAAAUAAAGUUAUCUCUAUAUAUAAAAAAUAUAUAUGUAAUGUAACAUAUGCAUAGUAAAACUAUAUACAGAGCUUGUUAACUGAAAAAAAAAUAUCCUUUAUAUUUAGUAUCUUGCAACCUGUUCUAUGGACCAAAUGUAAUAUAAGAUACAUAUUAAAUGUCUUUUAAUGGUGUCUAUCUGCAAAAAAAAAAAGCACGGUUGUCAUGUACGUUUAUGAAUUUAGAAAUCAAAUAAAGGAUAUAUUACAAAUAAAGUA
This is a messenger RNA of Hyla sarda, 4153 nucleotides long. RefSeq names its product solute carrier family 6 member 1 (gene SLC6A1). Gene Ontology annotation, molecular function: gamma-aminobutyric acid:sodium:chloride symporter activity. NCBI's taxonomy places the organism in Eukaryota, Metazoa, Chordata, Amphibia, Anura, Hylidae. Gene Ontology annotation, cellular component: axon; plasma membrane; cell surface. Gene Ontology annotation, biological process: neurotransmitter transport; sodium ion transmembrane transport. The transcript is spliced from 15 exons. Bases 342 to 2141 code for a protein of 599 amino acids. The record is from RefSeq and is a predicted model, not a curated record.